Molecule: messenger RNA, 35957 nt
Organism: Podarcis lilfordi (Lilford's wall lizard)
Lineage: Eukaryota; Metazoa; Chordata; Lepidosauria; Squamata; Lacertidae
Source: the annotation of a GenBank genome assembly
GGAGAAUGGAAUUCAGGUGCCCAUCAGAGCAUCUCCCGGGGAAAGCCAAGAGUUGCUUCGCCCGCUGAAGCAGCAGGAGGACGCCCAGAAGCUGAGAUCCUCUACAGGAUGGGGAGCAACGUGCGCCUUCGCCGGGAGCAGCAGAUCCCCCUCGGUCCCCAUGUAAGCGAGAUCUCGACAGAGAGCCUUUUGUUUCGGGAACUGCGGCCGGGGGCGGGGGGGAGAGACAGACACAGAGAGAGCGCCUUUGGAAGGCAAUGGAGAAAAAGAAAGGGUUUGUUGCGACGAAUGGGGGACGUGGGGGAGGCGUUUUUAUGUGUGUGGGAGGGGGGGUCGCUUCCAUCCUCGCCUUUUGUGCCUUAAGCCACCCGCACCUUUGUAGGAUAGGGACCCCGCACGGCUCGGAACAGAAUCGGACCGAUGCAUGCAUACAAAACACACAGAGAUGGGUCUCUCUCCCACCUACAUUUGAUGCACCGAGUUCGCUUCUGCUCUGCCUUUCCCCCGGGCAAGGGGGGGAGAUCCUUUCUCCGGCGACGGAGAAAUGUUAUGACUGGCCAGCGAUUGGCGUUAGCUCGUUUCCAGACAGAGGGGCAGAGACUGUCUGGAAACGUCUGAGAGACAAGCCCUACUCCCUUUCCACUCCCAUUCUGGUCAGAUACUCAAUAGUAGUAAGUUGUUGUUUGGGGGAGGGGUGUUCCCCAGAGUGUAAAGGAAAUGCACUCGUCACAUGCUCAGGUGCACUCUCAUCUCCUGGGAACAGAGAGCUGAGCUGAGCUCAGAGGAACCCUGGUUUAAUUUAUACACCAGCCUUGCUUAGGAAGUCCAGGUCGCUUUUUAGAGGGGCUCUGAGAAGGGUCCCACAUGCAGGUUUAGUUUCAGCAACAAGAGCCCUCCUGUUCCUGGGCCACCCCAGUCGCAACCUCUCUCACAUCUUGUCAAAACUCCCCACCAAGAGCUGUAGAUGCAAGUCUUGAUAUACUAAAGCACUUUCUAAUUUGAGUUGUGCCACGAUUGCUACCCUUACUCUAAGGAAGCUAUGCUGCUAUCCCUGCUGUGUUCUAGUUUGUGGCAGUGUGUAUUGAGGCUGCAACUCUGAGACUGAGCCCCACAGAACUUAACUGGACUUCCUUCUGAUACAGAUACAUAUAGGAUUGCACAGCAAGAGUUUGAAAUCCCUGCAGCAGUUAUUUUAAAAGCAAUUAUCUGAGACCUAAAGCUCCUAGUGCUUAGUGUCUUCAGAAAUGGGCAGCAGGAAGUUUGGGGGGAGUGCCUGUUGUUUUAUUGCAAGAUGUUUCCUCUGGAAGUCUUUGCGUGGAAAUGAGGUACAUGUUUCAUGUCAUCAAGCCCAGUAUUCCUUCAUAUAAAUACUCAGAAAUAAGAAGUUUACUUGGGAGAAAGCCCUGAUGAAAAUUGCAUAGAAUUAGAGCACUUAGCAGACUUUUUUUAAAAAAAUGCGUACAUUACAGGUUCACACACGCAUUGAAAGGCUGGAAUAGCAUCUAUAUGUGUACUGUACCUGUGAGAUUGCGUUCAACGAAUGACAAAUGUUUGUGCACAAUGAGCAAAAUGCCUGCCGUGUGUUUGAGAAGAGGGCUUGUGUACUGCAAAGAGAUGUGUACAUCCUUCGCAUUGCACCCCUCUGAUCUUGGGGGUAUAGCUCUUCCAUCAAGUAUUAAGCAACCGUGUAAAGCACAGCAUGAAUAGGACAGGAGCUUGAUUUAAAUUGUACAAGCUAAACUGAAGUAACUGUUGCUGUGAACACAGAGUGGUCUUCAACCAUGUGGCAUUCCCACCCCUGUGAUCCCUGCUCUGGAGAAUUGGAGGAAUCCCCAGAGCAGACUUAGGAGGCACACAGGGAAAGGAAAGCACAGAAAAGUCCCAUUGCACAAGUGGAACUUGUUCCGCCCGGGCAAAGUGGAUAGGGCUGCAUCAAAUACAACCCAUAAUGUCCCAGGUGUCUUGCUUUGGAUAUCAAACUGUUAAGAAAAAUCUUAGCCAACCGUAGCUGAGAUUAUGAAUUUAUAGAGGAUAUGGGAAGUGAUUAAACAUGCUCAUCAUGGGGCAAAGUGACCUAUUGACCCCUUCCACCCAUUAUGCAUAUAUAGUAAUUGUUACAUGGAUUCUUGCAUCUUAAUAGUACACACAACAUAAAAACAAGCCUCACUUAUGUUUUGGAUCAGGGUUGCUAAGCUGGACAGAAAGAAAUCUUCUUUUGUGGUGGGAACCCACAAUUCGCAACCAUGAGAACUGGAUUUUUUAAUGUUUUUGCUGAUAAACUUGACCAGGUUGCUGUGAGGUGUGUAGGGGGAGCAAACGCAGCAUUGAUGCAAGUGGAAGAUAAUGCCUUAGGUGGCAAAAUGGGAAGCGACUCAGUUUUUACAGGUUUUGCACUUCUUAUAAACUCAGGUAGAAGUUUCUGAGUGAGAUUGAACCAGCAUGAUUCUUAGAGCCAUAGGGAAGACAGGGGGCAGCAGGUGUGUCUGCCAAAAAAUAAAUUAGUUCUGCCCUGCCCUCACAGCAUUAUUUAUUUAUUUAUUGCAUAUAAAACAGAGUUCCUUCCCCUUUAGAAUCCAUUGCACCCUUUUUCUUAGCUCUACAAAUAAUAAUAAUAAUAAUAAUUUUUAUUUAUACCCCGCCCUCCCCAGCCAAGGCUGGGCUCAGAGCGGCUUACAAGCAAUAAUAAAAACAAGUUGAAUGAUUACAACUUAAAAACAAAAUUAAAAUACAACAUUAAAUAUUAAAUAUUACAAGUCUUGUGCACCCUCACUGGGCAGAUUCAGGCUUUUCUAUACUUCUUGUGCUACAGGUUUGCCAAAGCCACUGAUUCUGUUAUAGGUGACAUUUACUGAGAACCCACUGAGUAAAAAAAGGUUUCUUCUUAAGUGGUUUGGGAGACCAUUUGCUAGGGAUGAGCCUGCAUGCCAGAGGUGUCCUUAAGACGAAAACCAUAAACACAAAAGUAAGCUCAGGCAGUGAGUUCAAUGGAAUACACUUCUGAACAAGCGUGCUUCAGAUCACACUGCCUAUUUUUCUCAAGAACAUGACAUGAAUUACUGUGGAGAUCAAGUCUACCUGGAAGUUAGGCUGUCUAAUCUAGAAGCCCUACUCCCAAAUCUCAGAAGCAUAGCUUUCUGUGGCUUGGUUAUUUGUGGAAGAAAUGUACACUGCACAGACUUCUUGAAGCACUGUUACACAGCAUGUCCAGCACUCGUGUGUAUUUAACAUUCAGCUCUGAAAGGGUUUGAACCUUUUGCAUGGGAUCAGUAUGUGCGUUCAUUUAAAAAUGUGUGUAUACCUUUAACUCUCAUGCCCAAUAAAGAAUUUAUCACACAAGGAAGUAGAAAAAUGUUGGUUUAUUACACAGAAAUAUAAGCAGAGUAUGUGGGUGCCAAUUCAAACAGGAAGCUUACAAUUAUGCAGGCAGAAAAUAACCAUACAGUGCAUACACAGCUUGAUUCUAAAGGGUGAAGAAGAGUCCUUAAACUAACUCCAAAGUCUGGAGAGGGAGCGCAGCAAUGUGCUACAGACAAUGUGCACUAAAAAGAAAGAAAAUAAGAGAAGGGGUGGUUAUACUGUCCUUGAAGCGUAAAGGAACACAAAGUCUGGGAUCAGAGAUCUGUGCCUUCUGUGAGACGUAAGCUACCUGCUUGGGAGUGAGAGUUGCUCAGUGGGUAGAGCCCGAGACUCUUAAUCCCAGGGUUGUGGGUUUGAGCCCAUGUUGGGCAAAAGAUUCCUAAGUUGCAAGGAGUUGGGUUGAUGCUUAAAAUCACUGAGGAGCAAAGAGGGGAUCUUACUGGAGCUGUUGGUUGACUAAGCAUUGAAAAUCAAGGGUUUGUUUAUACUUCAAAGCUAACUAAACUUUAUGAAAAGGAGAGGCGGCAUCCUAAGCAAAGAAUGUUAACACCUAAGACCUUUCAACCAUUGUUUAUUCCUGCUGCUUUACUGAGAUUGAAGUAAAAAGGCCUAGUUGAAGAGGAACGUUUUUUGCCUGGCAUCUAAAGAUAUGUAACAAAGGCACCAGGCGAGCAUCCGUGGGGAGAGCAUUCCACGAAUGGGGAGCCACCACAGAAAAGGCCCGUUCUCAUUUUGCUACCCUCCAAACCUCUCAUGGUUAGGAUUUAUCCCUCAAGCAGCUUUGUCAGGAAGAAUCCAGGUUCCCCGGCCACAUGUCUGGCCAUCAGUAGCCAAGGUCAGAGGUAGUCAACAUGGUACCCUGCAGAAAUUGUGGACUAAAACUUUCAUCAGCCCCAGCCAGCAUGGCUAAUGAUCAAGGAUGAUACUAGUUGUACUCCAAAACAUCUAGUCAUACCUCAUGUUGUGUCCGCUUCAGGUUAUGGCUUUUCAAGUUGCAUCCUGUGGCAACCCGGAAGUACCAGAACAGUUACUUCCAGGUUUCGCAGCUCGCGCAUGCGCAGAAGCACUAAAUCGCGCUGCAUGCGUGUGCAGACGCGGCGCUUCUGGAUGCAAACGCUUCGAGCUGCAGAUGUGCCUCCGGGACGGAUUACAUCCACAACUCGAGGUUCCACUGUGGAGGCACAAUGACUACCCCAGACUAGGGUAUCAAAAUGUUGAAAGCUAACCCUGUGCUUGCUUAAUCAUAUAAAGACCUAGGCAAAAUUGAUUUAUUGUUUUGGUAAUUUGAUUCUUGGAGAUUUUAUUAUGUAUUAUGUAAGUUUAUGCUGUGUUCUGCUCUGGGAUUAAUGGCUAGCAGCUUUUAAAUUACCUAAGCAAAUAAAUAAGCAGACAAUAAGUAGAAACAUGAACACAACCAAACCACAGCAAAGAUGACUGCAGAAUCACUUUAACAUGUACACUGAGGCCUAAAUUAAGCGGAUAAGCAGAAAAAGAAACAUAACCAAAACCACAGCAAUCAUAUACUGAACAGUUUUGCAUUAAUCGAUCAAUAAGACUGCAUUAGCGGGACUAAUACAUAACUGAAAAGCAAAGCAUGUAGAGUUGUCUUUGAUGUAAAAGUUAUAUUAAAUACCAUAAAAACAAUUCCAGUUACAAAUAUCUGCAGGAAUAGAGAUAAUGUGUAGCAAAAGUACUUGGAAUCCUCUCCUCGAGUCUCCUACAUCCUAGAUUAAAGAUCGCCACCUCACAUUACUGUUAUAUUCAUUUUAUUGACUUAGGGAAGAGAUAAACUACUUGCUGACUUGGUGUGAGAAAUUGAGCAGAUUUAAUGGCUGAUAUAAUCAACUGCUGGGGUUUUGUAACAUCACAAUUUUAAAGUAAAGCUCUAAUUGCUGGGGAAAUGUCUUUCUGACUCUAUAUAAAAACGUUCACCUGAAUUGGCUCUGGUGGAAUUACACUGGACAGUAGCAAAGCCUCAUAUCCAAGCAUGAACCCAUGCAGAGAGUGUGUGUGGUAUGGGAAAAUGAUCAGAAGACAUCCUGCCCCAGCUUCUGUUGCUCCCAGCUACAUGAUUACUAUUGAAUCUCAAAAGGCUACAUAAGCCAUUGUUUAGUGUUAUGGGGGGGACGGGGGACAAUAACAUUCAUAGGACUGCAACACUCCCUUCGUCCCUCGUCCCCACCCGCAUGACAAUAUUAAAUACAUUUGUGAUUCCAGUUUGUGGCACACCAGUUUUGCCAUUUCACCCAAAUCUUGCAAACUAGGGUUACAAAUUAUGUUGAAAUUAUAUUUUGCAAUUUUUGUUUGAAUAAAGUGGCAGAACUGUGGCUGGUUGCAAACCUGGAACAGAAAUUGCUACGCUUGGUGAGUGUGGUAGGAGGAGAGAUUAUGAGCCUGAGCUCAUUCAUGCUUGUUUUUUUUUCCUACUUAACCACAGUUUGGUACAGUCGAACCUUGGAAGUCGAACGGAAUCCGUUCUGGAAGUCCGUUCAACUUCCAAAACGUUCGGAAACCAAAGUGCGGCUUCUGAUUGGCUGCAGGAAGCUCCUGCAGCCAAUCGAAAGCCAUGGAAGCCCCAUCGGACAUUUGGUUUCCAAAAAUAGUUCACAAACUGGAAUAGUCACUUCUGGGUUUGUGGUGUUUGGGAGACAAAACAUCCAAGUACCAAGGUGUUUGGGAUCCAAGGUACAACUGCUUUAACACCUGAAAAACAUUGUAGUAGCAAUAACAUUCCCUAUGGUUAGCCUUAAGCUAGAGUUUGAUGCUGGCUUUGAAAUAUACUUUAGGGAUAUAUAUUCUAUCCUUCAACAAAGAAAAGAGAACAAAACCAAAAACAGUUUAAAAGCUGUGUUUUUAAAAGAGCAGCAUAAAAGUAUUCAGCAGAAAUUAGAUUGAAAAGCCUAAUUAUUAUUUUUUUUUUAAAAAAAAAAGAUGCUGAAACUACAUCAGAGUAUGAAUUGGGUGAGUCUCCCUGGUAAGAGCAUGCAUACCACAGUCAGAGUGCCACCACAGAGAAGGUCCUUCCCAUGGGAGCCACUCAGUGGCUAGCAGGAGCACCCAAAAAAAGGUAUUCUGAGGAAUAUCUUGAUGUAAAGGCAAGCACACUGCAAGCUGACCUUCAAAGCUUGGUUAAAGGUAAUUGUGAUUGUACAAGGCCACCCCUGCCGUAAAGCAAAGCAUGCUGUGUGCUAGGGAAUAGUUUGCCAUUCUGUCACUGAAGUCAGACUGUUGUUAUCUUAAUCUGCAGUUCCUUGAGUGAAGUGUAUUUUAAGAAGCGAUAAUAGGAGAGGAAGUGUUUCAGUCUGGCAGGGGCACUUCUUUCUAUAGUUAGUUCUAGUUUGCAGAACUCUCAGGAUGCAGGCCUAUACAUAUUUAUCUGAGAGAUAAGGCACUUUGAGCUUCUGUAAUCAUGCAUAGGAUUGGCGCAAUAAGCACAUAUGAUGAUUCAUUCAUUUUGUAAAAGCACCGAGUAGUGUAUUCAAUGCUUCUAGAGCAUCCCCAAAUCUUGCAUAUGAAUAAUGCUGAAGCAGGAACGUUAACCAUAUCUGCCUUAAAAAAUACAUUUGCAAAUCCAUUAUAUUACAGAAUGUUUACCCACCUAAUCUGAGUCUGAAGCAACAUGAACAAUGUACCAGAAUUUUUACUGGCAUGGUGUCGAGCCUGAGGGAAAAUAUAUUUGUCAGGAAAGUUUUGCAUUUAUACAUACAAUCAGCAUUUUGGACUUUAGUCAUAAUUUGAAAAGCAGUAAAGUUCACACAGGGCAUACUGCAUAAUACCUCCUCCCUGUGGAUCACAAAUACCUCCCCCCCCCCCCCCGGAUUUAAAGCAGGGACAAUAGCAUGGAGGAAAGGGUUAAUAAGAACCCCCCCCCCAUUCCACUCAAAUUAUCAAACAACCACCUCUUUCUCUUGGCUGCAUUUACACCAUAAAAAGCAAUAGCAGAUUGCCAGAUCAAUAGCAGAUCUUCUGGCAAAAUGCAUAGCUCAACUGUCAUUUGUGCAAAUUAUUCAAGUAUGGUCUUUGUAGGCAAACGUGCACCUCUGGGCACCACACUGCUAAUGCCUUGCAUAAAUGCAUAACACUUUUGUGAAUGGGGAUCACAAAAAAUAUUCCAACUACCUAUGUUUUAUAGAGAAAUUAGCAAGAAAAAUAUACGUAUCUCAACAGUUAUCCAUGUCCUGCACUCACAGAAAGGAUUCAUGUGAGUCUGUUGCUCCAAAUGUAGCAUGCAAGGAGUGUGUAACAUUAUUCACAUGGGAAAUGCUCCUCUGUAAGCUACAACAGUGUGUUUAACUGCUGUUUAGGUACCUGGAAUUUAAAUUCACUGGCUGACCUUCUGACCAUGUGUAAAUUGCACCAUUUAUCCAUUUGCCCUUGUGCACUGAAUUAAUAUUUAACAAGAACUGUUCCUUUCUAAAACCUAAAGAGAUAACCAAGCUAUAUUAAGCACCUUAUCAUAGGCUCUCCCUUUCUCUUGAAAUAUACCUAUUACAUAUAGACAAUAAGGAAAUAAACACCCUAAUUUUAUUAUCAAUAUCUACAGGACAGCUCCAAAGUGUAUUCUGAAAUAAGGCUAUCACCACAAAGCAUUAUGCUUCCUGUCCCAUAUGGCACCAGGCCUUUUUCCGGUCCCAUCUUGCCAGUUCAUACUCUUUCUCUUCUUGACCUUUCAGUAAACCCCUGGAGGAAUUUUAUUUAUUUAUUUUCUCUGGAAAAUGAAUUCCCUACGUACAGGUAGACAAAUUACGAUCACUAGGAACAUCUAUAGUCACUGACUGCCCAACCUUAUGCAAGUUCUUUCAAUAGUAAAUCCAACCAAGGCAGCAACCCUUUGCACCCUAACUAGCAGAGCUGCCCGAAUACUUUUUAUUUAUUUAUUUCAAGCCUCUCCGGCUUUCCAGCUUGCUGCCUCGUUUCUCUGUCACAUCACUCUCCCUCAUAUCUAUGCGCUAAACAGUGUUAGAAACUGAGAUAUGAAAGCUUAGGAGCUAAAUGGCACCUUAAACCUAGGUUAUGGGCACAACAAUGGAAUGUCUAGGUGCACUUUUUUAUAAGAAUGCAAAGCAGAAAAUAAAGGAACUGCAGCUAAAAUAUUAUGUUCAUUUCUCACAUGGUCUAGUCCUUCCCAUGCCCACCCUCCCCUAAUAUUCUUAAGAGGGUCUCUUCUCCAGUCUUCAGAGAGUAGCUGGGAGUGGGGAGGCAGAAAAAAGUCCUUUCUUUCCACUCUGUAGUUUUAAUCUGAAAUCUUAGGCCCAGAGCUCAGAAACUGCUCACACUAAUGAAAUUCCCUGUCGCAAAAUGCGCAAAGAACAAUGGGAGUUUCGAACACUGACACUGGCUUUAUCUGUUUGUUGAGGGAGGGCCCCCCAUUCAUUUCUCAUCUUGCACCAAACCCCUUCAUCUUUUGUUCUCUUAAUGGCCGGUCACCCAGGCAAUCACAGGAAGCUAGCCUGGCUUAAUUACCUUUUAACACUUGCUGGAUCCAGGGAUUACUGUAUAGGGGUCUGGCACCCACAAACUCAUAACACUAUGUUGGGUUUUUGCAAAUGGCAUUGAGUUGCCCUGGCAAGGAAAAGUGACUAAUAAAUAUAAUAAAUAAUAAUCAUCGUCAGGGGUGUUUUUUGAGCAGGAACUCGGGAGGAAUGGAGUUCCCUUACCUUUUUAAAUAUUUUUUUUUUUUUUGGUCGGGUGGGAUGGGGGGCUGGAACGAAUAUAUACCCAAUGCCUGAGCCAAAAAUCCACCUAUAACUGUAAUCAAUAAAGUUGUGGCAGUUUCUAAUCCAGACCAUUGUCUGCUUGAGUUUAUUAAUCACAGUUUACAUUUCAGGGGUGCCAACUUGUCCAAAGAAAUUGAGGGGGGGCAGGCGGGCGGUGAGCCCCACCCUGCAUAAUCAAUCACAUGAUGGGGUGCAUACGCACUACAGUAUUUGAAUGGCAAUGCCCAUCAACUUUGUGGGGGCCAGGCCCCUCAAAUAUUUUAAGAGGGGCACAAAGACUCCAUGGACCCUAGGAGUUGGCUCCUAGCAUAGCUGUCAACCGUCCCUUAUGUGGCGGGAAACUCCCUUAUCCCAGCGCCGUUACCCGCUGCUGUCCAGAUUGAUGAUGUCCCUUAAAUUUCCCGGGUUUCAUGCUCGUCCGGCUCGGGAGGGAAGCAGCGGCUCGGGGUCCUCCACCUUGAGAGAGCGUGCGCAUGAGCUGCCGUGUCUCCGUCUCUCCCUUUUCCCCCUCAGGGGCGCAUCGUGAGGAGACGGGUGGCGGCGGGCGGGUGGGCAGCCCCUCUCUUGCGAGACUUCUGCCGCGCUGCCAGGGGAAGCCGGAAGCGGCAGCGGCGGCUGCUGAGGAGGUGGCCUGAGGGAGAAGGAAGAGGAGGGGACGGGGAGGGACGCAGAAGGGCAGCGCUCCAGCGGCCGCCGCGGCGCUGCAACCGCCUCAUGCCGGGCUCUCGGGCGAGAGUCCCUCUUCCUCUCUCUCGGGCGGGGAAGGGCCAAUGGAACUCCUUGCGCCAGGAGGAUGGCAGCCCUGACGUGCUGCUUAGCAUCCCCUCCAGCCAGUGCAGCAUCUUAAUGUAGUGAUUUCCCCCUCUGCAUCCCUUUCAUAACUCUAUUUUUAUAAAUCAAUUGUCCAUCCAUAGUUCAAAUUUUUACCACAAGUUUUCUGCCGAUCCUACCAAUGUAUGUAACUCUUUACAAUAGCUUUUCCAAUAAAUUAUAAACUUCCCCCAUUCUUUAUUAAAGAGGUCCUCUUCCUGGUUUCUAAUUCUGCCUGGAAGCUUUGCCAUCUCGACGUCGUUCAUCAGUUUUGUCUGCCACUCUUCUUUGGUUGGAGUUGUAGACCCUUAGGAUCAUCUAGUCCAACGCCCUGCAAAACACAGUCAGGGGCAGCCAAAGCAGCAGGGCUCCAUCAGUGCCGGAUUUCUGUAUAAACUAAGCCAAAAUCCCUUAUUUUGGCUGCUGGUCCCUUAUUUUCAAAUCUGUAAGUUGACAGCUAUGGCUCCUAGUGUUUGUGUGGCACUGCGACUGGGCCCAUAAUAAACAAAGAAGCAAAUUUGGUCAAUUCCCCCACAUUUCUUUCCAGAAAAACAACAAAACUGAUAAUAAUUAACGACAUCAGCAAUACUAAUAAUACCCCUUCGUUCCCCACCCCGCGCCUCAGGCAAGUCUUUUCUGGGGUCGACCCAGGGGAAGGGGAGGAGAGGAGAGGCGGCCGAGGAACCUCUUCCCGCCAAUUCCAUCCUCCUCUCUCUGCAAGAAGGCGGCUGCCAUGGGCGAGCAGAAGCCGCCUCCGAGCCUGAGGGCGAAAGCGCCUCCUCCCCGGACUGCGGCCGUGCAGGUGCGGCGAGGGAGCCGGCGCGCUUAACGGCGAGCCGGGCCGCGGCCACGCAGGCGCCUGGCUCCCAGCGACGCGGCAGCCCCUCCAUCCCCACAGCAACGACGCGCCCAUUUUGUUUCGGAAAUCGCCUCGCCGGCGGCCCCCAGGCGCCUCCGCGGCAGAAGCUGCCCCGUUAGGCCGCGUGAGGCGGAGCCCAGGCCCGGGGCGGGGGCGCGAAGCGGAAAAACUGAGGUAAAUAUUUCCCCUCACGGAUUUUCUCUUCAAGCGGGGAAGCGGAGAAGGGGUUGGGAGGCCGAGGAGGCGGGAAGGGCCGGGGCCAUCGCUCUCCCUCGCCGCCAAGGAGCAGAGAGACGGGUCUUCGGCAAAACGGGCAUUUGCUAUUUUUUGAGGGGGGGACACGCCGUGUGUGUCUCUUCUAUUUGGAGAGAAGGUGCCAUGUCUGCCUUUCCAAAAAAGAGAGACUUUGCUGCAGCCCUCUCCCCAUGAUGCGCCCGAAACAAGCACCCAGAUAAGGGGAUGGGGGGGGAACCCCCACUUGUUUUCGUUUUCCUCUUUCCUAUAUAAUUUGGUUUCCAUUCUGAAGGGGAGCGUGGAGAGUAGCGGGUAAAUCGUGGCAGCAGGGAUCGCUGCCCUCACAUGGCAGUUGCCGGAGGCUCUCCAUCUCCUCCUCCCCUUCCUGCUGCUUGGUGGUUUUAACAUUGAGGCUGCAAAAGCCUGGCCGAAGCAGGAUGUUAGUUAACAAAUAGCAGCCUUAAAAAAAAAGAUGGUGGUGAUGAUAAUCAUCAUCUCGCAAUGGGUGCAGCGGUGGCUGCUAGAAAGUAGAUGCUGUGUGGUUUUAGAUUAGGGGUUGGGAGGAAAUGGAGGGAAGUGGGUGCGUUGGCAUUUGGGGCCCACCGUGUGCCAGAGGCAAGAUGUUAUCGCUCAGAGAGGCAGCUUCGAAGACCCAGGAAAGAAGGCUGAAAUCUGAGCAUUCCCUAUUUUGCUUAAACUGUUUUAAAACCUAGAAAUGCUCUGAAAGGUGUUCCCCCAAAUGGCAAGACAGGUUUUUUUAAAAAAUAAUAAUAAUCAGGGAUAUGUACCAGAAAAGUGGAUCUGUUCCUGGGUAAAAUAGGGACAAUUCAAACAUAAGUACAUAUGUAUGUAUGUAUGUAUGUAUGUAUGUAUAAAUAAGUAAAUAAAUAAGUAUACCACCCUAUACCUGCAGGUCUCAGGGUGGUUCACAAGAUAAAUAUAUUUUGAUAAUGGCUAUCAAUCACUAUAGACAGAUCGGUCCCAUUUUGAGGGCGUUUGCCUUGAAAGCUAUUUUAAUAGCACCAGUUCAGCUUCAGAAUAUUGCCAUGGCCCCAACAUCGUUUAAUAUUAAAUUACUGCAUUAUUUUUAAGUGUUACAGCAGAGGUGGGGAACCUCUGGCCUGUGGGCCAGUCUUGAUCUGCCAAGAGUUCUAGUUUGGUCCAUGAAGCCAUUGUUCAAAAUCAUGCCGAACUGUCAAUCAGCUGACAUCGCUCCAAUAGGUGGGUGACAUCAGCUGAUGGGUAGGGGUUUGGGGUUCAAUUCUGAAUUGGCUGCAUAUGCCAGUUCCCUAUGGAUUUAACACCUAUGGAUAUAAGUAGCAGGACUUAAUGCCUGCUCAUCAGCUGAUGGUUUAAAAUGGGAUGUGUAGCCAAACUGGGCAUGCUGCUAAAAUCAUGGGCACUUUGCUUCUUCUCUACAGUGACCUAAGCUAUGGGCUGGCUGAACAUUCUAUUCAAGCCCAAAUUCAUGGUUUGUUUUUCCAAAAUGAACUACCUUUAAACCAUAGUUUAGUUUAAUUAUGGUUCACACAUCUCUUUAAACCAUAGUUUAGUUUAAUUAUGGUUUAAAGAGAUGUGUGAACCAGGCCAUUAUCUUACUCCCUGCAAAUGUUCUGCUUGUAUGUUUAUUGGUUACUAGUGAUAUUAUUAUAUUGUUCUAUUUAAUUAGGCUAACGUUAUAAUGUAUAUCACAUAGAGGCUGCAGCAUUAGGUUAGGUUAACAUAUGCAAAAAAAUAAUAUUAAUCUCCAGUGGUUAGAAUAGCUGUCUAUAAAUAUAAAUGAGGUUUGCAUUCUGCAAGCAUAGGCCUAUUUUUCUGGCUGCUUUUGCAAGUGUUCUCCAAAUCCAAUUGUUUUUUCUCUAGUCCUAAUUAAUGGACCUAGCUGCAUUGAAUUACUUUUUUUAGCUGCAAGGGUGCUAUAACCUUGAAAUGUUAUAGCAUCUUAGAUUGUUUGUGUUGAAAUAAAAGUUGAGGGAUGUGCAUUUUGCCAGGUGUAUUUCCUAACUCCAUCCCCUUAGGAUGUUUUAGCUAUUAGGUUCUUUAUCAAACCAGUCCCCCACUCUUUAAAAAUUAAUGAUUAACUAGGAGAAGAAUGGGAGUUUUUUUUGUUUGUCUGUUUGUUUGUUUAUUUGUUUGUUUGCUUUAAUCACAACUAAUAUGUUUAUGCAUAUCUGGAUUUGUAAUCUUCUUUUCCCCUUGUAUGUGGGUGACCCUAUUUUGCUACAUGGUAUCACCCACUAUUGGAAGGGAAUAUAUUAUGCAAAAAAACAAAUAAACUACUACGUUAAACAAGGCUGUGGAUCCUUACCAGAAAGCAUUCACAAAAAAAUCUCCAUAAAUAUGUGACUGAGAAAUCCAAGAUAAGCAUAACAUUGGUUGGGUAAAUGUUUCAGCUUCUGCCUUCAUUGGUAACACAAAACUGUUUAAUUUCAAAAGGAACACUUGGAGUCACCAAAUGCUCUGGACAGAGGGAAUUCUCAGGAAAGCUUACAUAAAAAGAGAUAUAUUUGUGCUAGAAAUAUUUAAAAUAGGAUUAAAAACACAGAGAACCCUUUAUGUAUUAUCCUUCAAGUUGAAGCCUUAAGGCAUUUCAGUUUUCAGUCUGUGUAUCUGGGUGUUGUCUCUUGCUUCAGGUCUGUUAGAAAUGACUCUCUGGUUGGAAGGGAAGGGAGUGGAUGCUCUGCCAGCCAUAGGGGCAGCACAUUUCUCUCCUUGUGCCCUCAACAAACUCUGAGGAGGACUUUGACACAAUAAAGAGGGCUUGGGGGCAAGGUGACCUUGCCACCCAGUUGCCCCUUUGCUUUUAGAAGCAUCUUGGACAAAAAGCGGGCGGGGAGGGAGGGCAGAGGUGCUGCCUUCUCACUCAGGGCAACAGUAAAUAGUCGCUGCAGUGGUGCCCACCAAGUUUGCUGAGUACCAAGGAAAAGGAGACGCAUGCUAAAGUGGAGAGUUGUUCUCAAGCUGGCUGCAGCACUUGGUGGCAGCUCAGGGGUGCCAAGCAGUGGCACAAUUUUUGCGACCCCCCCCCAAGCCUAUGCCCUUGGCAGGGACCACCCUAGCCAACCCCUACGUAUGCCCCUAUGUGAACAGUAACUGACUGCAAUGGGUAAGGUAAAGGGACCCCUGACCGUUAGGUCCAGUCACGGAUGACUCUGGGGUUGCGACGCUCAUCUCGCUUUAUUGGCCAAGGGAGCCGGCGUACAGCUUCUGGUUCAUGUGGCCAGCAUGACUAAGCCGCUUCUGGUGAACCAGAGCAGCGCACGGAAACACUGUUUACCUUCCCGCUGGAGCGGUACCUAUUUAUCUACUUGCACUUUGACGUGCUUUUGAACUGCUAGGUUGGCAGGAGCAGGGACCGAGCAACGGGAGCUCACCCUGUCGCAGGGAUUCAAACUGCCGACCUUCUGAUCAGCAAGCCCUAGGCUCUGUGGUUUAACCCACAGCGCCACCCGCGUCCCUGACUGCAAUGGGAGGUGGUAAUAAAUAAAAGUGGGUUUCUGUCGCUGAUCCUGAAAACAGUUCAUAAACUGGAUAACUUAUUAUCAUGGUUUAAAAGUAUGUACCGGUAAUUUGUUUCCAGCUCCCACAUUGCCACAGUAAUGACAAUGAUUUCAGCUCAGAAAAGUAUACCUAUUUAAUUUUCACAUUCUGCUUGGUUAACAGGUAACUGUUCAGUUUUGUAGAUCCUUUGCUCCUGCAGUUCACAUUCCUUUGCUGUUUUGGCAUUUAAAUUGGCCUAACCCUUUGACUGAACAGGUUCCCUUGCUCCUCGUAUGCUGUAUGUUGCAUGCUGUUUGUUUUAGCUGAAAAAGCAUCAAGCUUCAAAAGAGGAGUAAUUUAGGAGUUAAACAUGACUCACUAGCCAGUGUUGAGGAAGGAGAGGCGGAGUAAUUCUGAUGCAAAUAUUAGUAAAAGCUAAUAUUUAAUCCUUCACUGGGUGGUGUGCGAAGAGAUAGAAGGUAACAUUUCCUUGUUCUAAAGCUAAAAAUAUAAAUAAAAAAUUAUUGAGAGUUGUCCAAAGUAAUACUUUUUACAGUAGCCUUUUGUGUUUAUAGAAGGUGUUUUACUAGGUAUUAAAUGAAGAGGAACCUUUUUCUUUCUUUUAUGACUCUGAGGGAAAGCAGUACUUUGGCCACCAAUAUAAAGUUGUAUUGCAGCCCAUGACUAAUGAUAAAUUUGUUGUGAAGAAACCUGCCAGCAGCUAAUUUCCUGAGUUUAAACAUAUUUUAUAUGAGAAAAAUAAUGAAUACUUAGAUGUGUAACUAGAUUGAGCAUCUUUGACUUGUUAAAACUUUAAGGAAAUGUCUGUUCUAGAUUUUUGUAGCAUGCCAUGUAGUUAUUCUCAGUUUUUGAGAGGAAAAAAUAACUGAAUGACAUGAUGUCUAGCACGGCCACUUAAUGCUAUAAAAGUUGGUCAGUUAAUGGCUCUGUGCCUACUAAAGCAUGCAAAUGUGGAGGGGGAUAAUUGUUUUCCAUUUAUUCUUGCAAUUGGGCAGUAAGAAAUCAGAGUUCAGUCCUGUUCUGUUCUUUUGCUUAGGUCUAGGAAGUCCUCAUGGGAGAGUAAGCUAGAGAGGUUAUCCAAUUUAGCCUACAGCCCUAUAUAUACAUUUACCUUGGAGUAAGUCCCAAUACUGCUUACUUCCAAGGCAAGCUAGAUAAAGAUCCUGGGUAAGUCACAAUAGCCUCCAAAAAUUGCUUCAUUUUGCAAUAUGUAAGCAAGGCAUGUUAUGAGGUGUGUAAUAAAAAACAGUACAAAACAGAGUUUUGUACUAUUAUCAAGCAAGGGCAGAGCACAAUUCAUUUUCUGCUUCUUGGAAAGUACUUUGUAUUUAUGGGUGUGUUCAGUGAGACUACAGAAGGCAGUUGGUUGUGUACUGCAUGGUUACCUUUCUAUAUAACAUAACAAAUGCUAAACACGUAUUUUGAAAUAAGUUGGAACUGAAACUGUGAACUCUCCUUAUAGGAGGAGGCCCCAGAUUUAAAGAACCCUUUACAAAACAGAUUAAAUUGACAUUAAUGAGACUUUCCUACUUAGGUCAUCUCUUCCAACUCUGGAUUUCUCUCUAUAUAAGACAUGAAAAUGAAAACUUUUGUUCUGUUUUGCAAAAAUUUCCAUCCUUAGAAUCCUGUUGGCAGCAUACAGACAUGUGUAAAGCAGAGCAGGGCAGUUCAGAACCUGCAGUUAAGUCUCUGGGUGGUUUUCAGUAGAGCAGCAAAGGUUUCCUGCUACUUAUGGUUUAAAAAAUAUGACCCCCCCCACUCCUCAAAUUAGGCUGUUGAAUCACCAGAACUCCCUACUCCUAGAGGUGUGUCUAGCACCUUCAUUAUACAGCUUUUGUAUAAUGCUAAAGGUAUACCUCUUUACCCUGGCUUUUGACACUUAGGGUGUAUGUUUUCAGUCCCACCUUAUUUCUAUAAUUUUAAGUUGUUAUAAACUGAUUUUAAUAUUUUAAUUGUUGUAACCUGCUGUGGGACCUUUGGAUGGGGGUGGGUGGGUGAUUAGUGACAACAACAACAGAGGAAGAUGAUGUUUGUAUGAAAGGAUCUAUGUGGUACUGGUAUGAUUCUGGUACUGAGCAUAUUCUCAGAGACAACAUUUUCCUCAGUUCUGUGUCCUUUCUACGACAUUAUUUUGUAUGUGGCUCCAGAUGGUGGACCUCAGGAUUCUCAUGACAAAGUAAACCCAUAUGCCUAAAGUUUUCCUGCUUCUGCUAUAAAGGAAUGGUACAGAGUCUAUUAUGUAACAAUGACCAAUUGCUAAAAAAUCUGCCUCACAUAUGGAACAGUUGCUUCGUUUACAGAAUGAAGACGUUUGUGCACCCAGGACUAUGUUGUGGAUAAAUAGACACUUCCACAUAGUUAUUUUUUCCUGUUCAGUAUAUGCAGUAUGCUGUGCUAUUGCUUAUGCAUGCAUGUAUUAUUAUGCAUACUGUAUUACAGUACAGUAUCUUGGGCAUGUGGCCUUCUAGCUUACAACCUUUGCAUAGUGCCUGUCUGGCAAUCACAAUUGUUUCCCACCCAUGCAUCACCACUCCACCCCGUCCCCAUUGUCACCCCAACAGCUAUUUGACAUAGGUUAGGUUGAGAAUGGGUGACUAUCCCAAAAUCAUCUAGUGGGUUUUAUGACCAAAUAGUAUCUGUCACCUUGUCCAGUACUCUGUUUAAUACUCUACUCUUGACUCCUAGUGUAAUAAUUCUUGUGCAAUUGUAUCUUGCUUCCUACAUUUCAGGAACUAUAUUUCACAAACCUUUCUAAACAGAAACAAAAGCGAGUAAUGGAGAAGAAUGGGAACAACCGGAAACUUCGGGUUUGUGUUGCUACCUGCAACAGGGCUGAUUAUUCCAAAUUGGCCCCAAUCAUGUUUGGCAUUAAAGCAGAGCCACAGUUCUUUGAGCUGGAUGUUGUGGUUUUGGGCUCCCACCUGAUUGAUGACUAUGGGUAAGGUUUAUAAUUUUGUUUGUUCUGCUAUCUUGGCAGCCCUGAAUAUACUUGCUAUCAUUACUGCAUGCAGUGCUGAUAAAUACAUCAAAUAGGACAAUCUCUAUGAACUGAUUAUGUAACAAUUGAUUUAUUGCUAUUUUUGCAAACAAUACCAGACACAUAGUAGUAAAGCUGAGGAAAACUAAUACCAACUUUCAUUCUUCUAUGUCACUCAUAACGGCAGUGCCUUUGUUCUGUAAUAAAAUGUUACCUUCUUGGAAUAUGGUACACAAUAUUUAAUCAAGUUUAAAAAGAAUGGUAAGCUAAGUCUUAGGGUUGAGAACGCAUGGAAAGCCUUUGGGUAUGUUUAUUUUUCAACUGCUUUUCAGGGAAUAAAAGCAUAGCAGUGGACAUGGCUGGGAGGCAGUUUCUGCCUUUUCCUGGGGUACUUUUUGGCACUGAAAAAUCUUAGAAAUAGUCAUUUAUUUGGGUUUUUAGAGAUAACUGCCCUGAACAUCAUUUGCAGGAGGACUAGGCCAGUUUGAUGAUCAUAGUCCUGAGGCUUUGGAUUGCAUUUGAAUGUAGUGUUCACAAAACACAACACAGUAAUAGGUGUCUUCAAAUGAUGUUGCAGAUAUGAACCUAAAAGGAGAGGUUUAGUUUUGCUGUACAACAGAAGAUCGGGGGUUGGCACUCUUAAUAGAAUGAUUUUUUUAUUGCAAAGGAGUUAUUCCAGUUUUCCUGAUCCCUGUCCUGAACAACUUAUUCUGCUAAUGUUGUAAUUAACACCAUGCUAAAUCAGAGUUGCAGCUCCAUCCAUUUUUUUAAAAGCACCGUUUUUCAAUAGAAGGCUAAUUCCAAUGAGUAGCUUGCAAUUAUUAUUUUUUUACAUAGGUGUACGGUCCAGACCAUGAGCAAUAUCUAAAUUGAGAAAUGUGUGAGGGCUAAGUAGGAAAUGCACCAUAAUUCUAAGGAAUAAUGCCAGCUAUUAAGAUAUUGCAAGGUCUAACCUUCAAAUCCUUUCUCAGUGAUAGCUUUCCAUUUUGGCAGGAUGCCAGUGGUCACGAAGAAGUUAGUUUUGCUAACCAUCCAAUUCAAAUUGAUGUGUUUGCUUUUUUUUUUUUAAGAUAAAAAAUAAAGAGUGCUUUGCUGGCUUUCAAACUUUUUGGCUGGAAUUAGGGAUUAAAUUAUGGACUGAAACAAUUAAGAAUUCCAAUAUAAUUGAGGCAGGAAAGUAAAUCACUUUUGCAGAUGGAAGGAAAAUAUUUUUCCUCCUCAUUGUUAUGACUCCUGACUUUUACCCAUUUUGCAGAUAGGCUUGUGAUUAACACUAAUAACGAUGCUGGAACAUCACAAGUGUUUCGUCUUUCUCCUUUCAUUGUGUCUCAGCAGUGUUCAUUUCCUCUUACUAACAGCAAAAUAUAGUUUUAUUUUGGCACACUGCAGUUUCAUUUUUAUAUUACUAGUUUUUAAAUCCUAUGAUUAUAUCAGAAGUUAUGUUUAAACACUAGAAUGCUGUUCAUCUCCAUAUUCAUAAAGUGGAAUUGGAGCAACAUUCACUUUCACAAGUGACUAUAAUGUUGAUCAUCUGAAUCCAUUAUCACUUGGGAUAAACUUUUGGAACCUAGAGUAUCCAAACCUCUCAGCCAUAGAUAAACAUAGAAAUUUUAAUAGUUUGUAACUAGUUGCAUGGGUUUAAAAAAUGUUAUUAUUUCCUAAUGUUAGUCAUACAUUGUCAAAGAAACACCAUUUUAUGAAACACCAUUUUGCAAUUUUAACACUUUCCCCUUUUCCUCUUCCCAGUAACACUUACCGUAUGAUUGAACAGGACGACUUUGACAUCCACACUAGGUUACACACAAUAGUGAGAGGAGAAGAUGAGGCAGCCAUGGUGGAAUCUGUAGGCCUUGCCUUGGUCAAGCUGCCAGAUGUCCUCAAUCGUCUGAAGCCUGACAUAAUGAUAGUCCAUGGAGACAGGUUUGAUGCUUUAGCAUUAGCAACAUCUGCAGCCUUAAUGAACAUUCGAAUUCUUCAUAUUGAAGGCGGAGAAGUCAGCGGUACUAUAGAUGACUCCAUCAGACAUGCCAUAACCAAGCUGGCUCAUUAUCAUGUGUGUUGCACAAGAAGUGCAGAGCAGCAUUUGAUAUCUAUGUGUGAAGACCACGACCGUAUCCUCUUGGCAGGCUGCCCUUCAUAUGAUAAGUUGUUAUCUGCCAAAAACAAGGACUACAUGAGCAUUAUCCUCAUGUGGUUAGGUAGGUGUGCUGUGAAUAUAGGCUAUCCGACCUGUGACCCUCCAAGUUGAAUGCAGGCCACCAGCUUUAUAUGACAGCCUAAUAGUGGUUGCAGGUACAGAGCAAAGGGGAUGUUUUGUACCCUCUAAUGGGGCUGUCAUCAUGGUUAGUGGGAUGCAUUUGGCUUGGUGUGUCACACAUUGUGCAGUCUUUCUUUAGGUUAUGUGUUGGAGAUUGGUGCUGUUCUCUUACCUCUGAUUAGAGGAGUACGGAAGGCUUAUUCAGGAACACACAAGUAUAAUCAUGUGAGGCUGGUUUGUGUACAGUUGGGCUGUGAACAUUUGCCCUUUGUCACCUCUGUUCCAGCCUUUCCCCAGUGUUAUCCAUUAACUUGGGGUUACAGAUCACAAGGACAUCCUCCAUACAUUUGAUAGGCUGUCCUGCUGCUGACAAACUGACAAUGUGGGAUAGUGUUAGGUAGGCAGAGGUAGGGUUAUAAGCUCAGUUACACUCUCCUGUCUCACAGGAUUAUUCUUGCAUGUUCCUAAAUGCCCAGAGUCUGACUCCUGUUAAUGUCUUCAUAAGUAGACAUUUUGGAGUGAAAAUUAGGGUCUGUUAAUCUUGGGGUAUAUGGAGAAUAUUGCAGAACCCUGAGAGAAUUUUGCAUUAGGAACAAUGAAUGUAAGGCAUGUAGAAUAAACAGUGUAGCAGAAUAUAUUUCAAAGACUUCGGAUUUGUUGUAACGAUCCAGAUGAGCCAAUUCAAUUCUUUGGGGUUUGACAAUAUAAGUUCUUAAAUGUAAAUCUUCUCCUGCAUUGGGGGUACAAACUGCUUUUUAGGUUUUGGGUGGAGUUCAAAAUAAAUUGAACCAAGUAUUGUAUAAUAUACAGAGACUAGAAUCCAAUAUCUCUGUUUGUCUUUAAAAUAAAUGAAGACACCUUCCUUUUAAGGCCAAGGAUUGUCACAAAGCUGAACAGAUAAAUGAUUGUACUAAAAUAAUCUGGCACCAUACAUAAUUCAGUCUUGAUCAGAUCUUUCCAAACCAUAAUGCAAGAAAUACUCCAGGUAACUACUGUAAUGAUUUCAGAACAAUUUAUUUUUUAUUUCACAGUGGAAUAAAUCUUGAGUAAUUUCCCAGAAUGAAAUAUGGGGUUUUUUGGUUCUUGUCCAACCCAAUUAUAUUACUUUUUUAAAGCUGGCUUUUGUUUUUACUUUGCUUUUACAGGUGAAGACGUAAAACCAAAGGAUUAUAUAAUUGCUUUACAGCACCCAGUGACCACAGACAUUAAACAUUCCAUAAAGAUGUUUGAAUUGACUUUGGAUGCCUUAAUCUCUUUUAACAAGAGGACGUUGGUUUUAUUUCCAAAUAUUGAUGCAGGUGAGGGAAAAGAGUUCUUAUUCAAUGAAUCUAAAGUUAAUAUUGUAGCCUGUGAAGAGAAUGAAAAAUACUUGCUUUUGAAUGCUACCAAAUGCAGCCCCUCGGGCCCAUCAGCUCCCAAAGGGUUGCCCAGAAGGGAAUAUGGCUCUCAGUUUUCCCAUUCCUGGUGUACAUAGUGAUGCUUCCAAAAUUCAGUUACUUACCGUUAAGUGAUCUACUGUUAUUUUCAUUACAGGGAGCAAAGAAAUGGUUCGGGUAAUGAGGAAGAAGGGUGUUGAACACCACCCCAAUUUUCGAGCAGUAAAGCAUGUUCCAUUUGACCAGUUCAUUCAGCUGGUGGCUCAUGCUGGGUGUAUGAUUGGAAACAGCAGCUGUGGUGUGCGAGAGGUUGGGGCAUUUGGUACUCCUGUCAUCAAUCUUGGGACACGCCAGAUAGGAAGAGAAACAGGUAUUGUAUUCAAGUAAGGCUAGCAGUGUUCUUGUAGCAUAAGUUUUCAUGGACAGGAGCCCAGUCCAUUGGAAAUGUGAAGUGUUAUCCUUGGUUAGUAGGCGUAUAUGUCUGUACUGGAAACAUGCAGAGCUACCUUCCUGCAUUUCUUUUCUUAGGUGUGCCCCACUUUGUUACUUAGAAAUGAUAACUGGCAAAUGGGUUUUGUGGCUGUUUUUAAAUAAAGGAAAAAUAUAUUUUCUGCAACCCAUGUAUCAGAAAUGUAUAAUAAAGCAGUGCUUUUAUUAUGUCUUUUGACCAACUGAGGAAGCCACCAGAUAGAACAGGAAACCAGACAGUAAUGUUGCUAAUGGAGCAAAAAUUGCUUUAGCAUUCUCUUGGCAUGGAAAAAAAGAGCCUCAUACUUGGGGCAGGGGAUAACUUUGACAAAGGAAAUAAAUCCAAUUCCCCCUCCCCCCAUGGAAUAACUAAAGCUGCAAGGGAGGAAAGAAGGUGAAGAAGCUUGCUGUCAACCCAUCUUUUGGCCCAGAUGCUAUCCAGUAUUGUGAGAACUUUGAACUUGAAAGGUUAUUGCCAAAGACAAGCCUUGUUGUGAUAGCUCUGUGGCUUCAGAUACAAAGGGUCAGAACAAGCUCUCUCACACAAGCUCUCUGAAGCCAUCCUGGCGGAGGAGAGAGGGCUUGGGUGUGUUUUGUACCUGGCUUAAGCAGAGACACUGCUUGCCUGAAUGUGGGGACUGAAAUGUCCAAAGAGGACGUAAGGUCAUAUAAGGGGGGAAAUCCUCUUCUUCCAUGCUCAUCUUUUUCUUCUCUGCAUUGUUUGGUCAUGGGGCCCGUUUGUACUAUUGCAUUAUCAAAGCCCAUUUCAUUGUGCAGCAGUGAUCAAGGCACACCACAUACUAUGGGAUUAAUGGGCACAAGCAACCAUAUCUGUAUUUGAGUUCCUGUUUUAGAGUCAUUUGGCCUACAGAGGAUCAAACAGCUGGGGACCAGGCAGCUUGGGCUCCGAGUUCUGUAUAAUGUAGCCAAGUGCCUUAUGUACUUGCUUGGCAAUCACACUGCUAUAAGAGUGUGCUGUGCUUUUUGCCACACUUUCAGGGAACACCAUGUACACUUUUACACGUUCAGCACCAUAGUUGAACUUUAAUUCAUAUACACAGACUGUCAUUGCCAAAAGUGUGAAAACAAUAGUAUAAUUAUCUUAAAAUUAAAUAGUUAUAGUCAAUAGCGGACGGUGGAGUGUGGCGGAGAGGCUCACUUGACUUCCCAACAGUUGAACCACUGUUUAUUAUUAGAGGGGAAAGGCAGUGGGAAGGUCAGUGCUGUUUGCACUUCACCAGCCUCCUCACCCCUUCCCCUCUCCUUCCUGGCCAGGUAAGCACGGCCGCUGCACUAUAAGUCUGCUACUGAUUAUACUAGCCUAUCUGCCUGCAAUGCAGGUGUAACAUCUCUCCAACUCCAAUCUCAUCACUUGUAACUAUGCCUGGUGAGGAUAUGUUGGUAGCGUUCAAAAGCAAGUAUUUUUCAUUUUAAAUUCAUUUUCUUCCUAAAUAUUACUGCUAUCACUUUUCCAAAAACAAAAUCAAGGUGAAAAUGUCCUUCACGUUCGUGAUGCUGACACACAGGACAAAAUACUGCAAGCUCUGCACCUCCAGUUUGGGAAACAAUAUCCUUGGUAAGUACAGUCUUUAAAAUAGUGAAAAUACUUUUGUUAUGUUGCAACUUUCCCCUGCUGGUUAAGCAGCAGCAGUGCCACUGGUCAGGAAGGUGGCAGUAUGGCAUCACACUGGGCUCCUCUGCCAAUAUGCCAAGUGCAGUUGCACCAUAGAUUUGUUUAAAGCUAUUACAAUACUGGCAGUUACAUUUUUGUUAAUCCCCAAUACAUAUUUUUUAAACUUUCCCUAAUACAUAUUAAAGUUUGCGUCACUAGCAGAUAAAUGUUAAGCUUUAAUACAGGAAGGGCCUAUGGCUGCACCAGCAUAUAGCUAACAAGUGUUGGUGUUGCAUUUAUAUUGCAGAAAUAUGUUGCAUAGAUGUUGCAUUUAUAUUGAAGAAAUAUGUGUAGAUAUAAUUAUUUAGGAUCAAACUCUCAUCUACAAAUGGCACUGGUGAAGUUUUUCCCCAUGAUGUUGGUGAAACACUGUUCAGCCACGUUUUAUAGAGGAUAUCAUUAUGUAAAACAGAACUGUUUUAUUUCUGUGAAUUGAUCCGAUGCUCACAGCGUUGGUUGAGCCCCUUACACCAGAGUCUUAAUGGCCACAAAAUGUCUUAAAGUUGGGUAUCCUACAUUAUUCCCCUUUCCUUUUUGUAAUAAUAAGUUUGUAGUGUGACUAUAUCAAAAUAAAUUGCAAUGUUGAUAGUGUGCAGUAGAUAAGAGGCUAAACUCCAAAUGAGGAACUCCCUGUUUUAAAUCUUUUGUCUGCCACAGACAGCUUUAGGGCAGCCACAUUCUCUCAGCCAUAGCUCUCACUUGUAAUAUAGGAAUAAUAAUACUAACUCACAUUACAGGAUUCUCAGGAUUACUGAGAUAAUGAAUAUAAAGCACUCUGCACACUCAAAAGCUCUAUAUACAUACAUUCUCAUCAGACUCGCAGUUCACAUAGGUUACUAAUCCAUCACAUGGAACUCUUCGACAUAACUGUAGGAAUCUUUAACGCUUUCAUUCUUCUGUGGGUGUAUUUCAAUGCUUGAUAAAAAUGUGUCUGCACUGCACUCUUUCUCUAGCUGAUCUUUAUAUCUUUACCAUUUCCCAUCACUUUCCUAUGCGUCAUUACAAUCUGUCUCAUAUAGUCUGAUUUAAUGCAGAGCUACUCAGAAGUACAUCCCCCAGAGUUAAGUUUGGUUUACUUCCAGUUAAGGAUGGAUAGAAUUAUAGCUUCUGGAUUUUAUGUACAGUGCCAAGGUCAUAAGCACAGUAGAAAUAGUUAGAAUAAUAUAAGUGCAUAAUUUUGCCAACUAGGCAAAAACCCAGCUAGGUUCUUGAAUAAGCAGUAUGCAGGUUGAUAUAUAGAUCUAUGAAAAAUGUCAUUUUAGAUAUCCUUAAAUGUAGUUUUCCAGUUGAAAUAGAUGAGAUUUAGAUUGACUUAACUUUUGACUAAAUUCAUUUAACUUUUCAAAUUUAUGUUUCCUAUAAAUUUGCAAAUCAGUUAUCACAAGCACAAAUUCUUCCUGAGAAAAUUGUAUUUUUGUCUUCUUCCCCCCUACUUGCAAUCUAGAAAUCGUUGAUUAGGAAUUUAAGGUGCGUAGUUUUGUAACAUGUCACCUACAUUAAUUGCUGUUAUUUGAUGUUAUAGUUCAAAGAUAUAUGGAGAUGGGAAUGCUGUUCCAAGAAUCCUAAAGUUUCUUAAGUCUAUUGAUCUUCAAGAACCCCUUCAGAAGAAAUUCUGCUUCCCUUCUGUAAAGGAAAACAUCUCUCAAGAUAUUGACCAUAUCCUUGAGACCCAGAGUGCUCUGGCAGUGGAUCUGGGUGGAACAAACCUCCGAGUUGCAAUUGUCAGCAUGAAGGUAAAUAUAAACAGUAAGACCAGGUGGGAACUUCCAUUGGGGAGGUUGGGGUGGGGUGCACAGUGCAAUUUUUAAAUGGACCGCGUUUAAAAAACAUGCAGAAUGUGCAUGUUUAUCUGUUUAUGUGGUACUGUUUUUGAGGUUGGUCCAAAGGCUUCAGCUGGUGCAGAACACGGUGGAUGGGUUGCUUUUGGUGGCAAACUACCACUAGCAUAUAACACCUUGCUAGUUAGAUUUGUACUGGCUGCCAAUCCGCUACUAGGCCACGUAGAAGGUUUUGGUACUUACAGUCAAGGGUCUAUAUAAAAGCAGCAUAUUUAAUAGACUGCCUUAUCCCUAACAUACCACCAAAUAGGUCACUGCAUUCUGCAGGAGAGUUCCUCAUCAGAAGCCUGCUCUACAGUAAGAUGGAGCAGGAAUUUUAGUGUUCUGCCCCUGUCCUGCAGAACACCAUCCCUGCUAAGAUUGAAAAGCUCAUAAUGUUAGUUUUGUGCUGUUUUUAACUGCUUUUGUUAUGUUUUGUGCAUCACUUUGGGACAUAUGUGGAAGGCAAUUAAUAAAUAACAAUUUCACUCAACCAUAAGGCAGUUCUGUAGGGAGAGUAGCAUGUUGGCACUAAAUUAGCUGCAUAGGAAAAGCCCUCUGAAACCCAAAGGCAUGAGAAUUUCCUAUCUCAUAUAUAGCCUACUUCAAUAAGUUUAUAUUGAUGAUCCAUAGUCAUAAAACAAAACUUACAGCUAUAGCCAUACAUGAAUGUCCCAGCAAUCCAAAAAGGGUUGUACACUUGAAUUCAAACAAUUCACAGAAGAAGGUGUAAGUCAAAAUCCUAUUGAACACUCUUGGGAGUGGGAUUGAACCACUUAAAAAACAGGAAGAAAGUCUGUCACAUGCAGGUUACACCCUGGUUGAUGGUGAAGCCUGCAUACAAACAAUGUGUAUCUCCAGCAUAUCUCCAACAAGAUGAACCCCUGUGCUAUGCAACUGGAAGGCAUUAUACGGGGUGGGUCUACCAUGCUAGUAUUCCUGGUGAAUAACUUAAAACAUUUUUUUAAAAAGCUUGAUUUUAUUUAAUGAAAGGGUUGGCAUCCACCUGUCUCAGGAGACAGUGAAGGAGUGCAUCUUGGGGGAGGGGGUGGCACAAAGUAAACCAUUGGAAGGUUGCAGUGCCUGCUGUGGUUGUAAAGAACGAUACGAGAGGGACAUGUUUUGUUGCAGCUGGGGCAGAUGAAGGUAUCCAGUUGUGCUGCUGCAGAUGUACCAUGGCAUUUCUUUUCUCUGCGCUCCUCCUAGCGGUCCUUCCUCUUCUGGUCACUGCUACAUGUGCAGGACCUGUCUGUCUGUUUCCAGCCACUGCAGCCAUCUGCAACCUUACAUUAUUUAUUUAAUGUAAACUCUUUUAAAAGUACAGGUGACAAGCACUGUUUCAGAAGGGAUAGUCUCCUCUUCACACUUGCAGAGGAGGGAUACUUUUCUAAGAUGGCACCUGCUGUGAAAUACUCACACGUCAUCUAAAAACAAAGCUAGUAUGCUUAUUUCCCUUAAACGAUUGUUUUUAUUGCUCCAUUGCUCCUUUCCUGCUGUAGAGUGUGUUGACCUCACCAUUUUCCUCCCAUCUGGAGUGCAAACAGUCUUUGGACCAGCAAUUAAGCAUAGACUGAGCUUGGGCAUAUAGCUUGUAGGAGUAGGAUAUGCCAAUUGAGUACAUCCCAUCCCUGAAUGAAAGCCCAGGGAGGUUGCAUGUCCACACACAAACACUUCUGUCUCCUCAGCUUACAUUUGUAUACUAUGCAUAUUCUCUUGCUCUUUGAUCCCUGUCACAUAUUUGACAGCCUGUGGAGAAGCCACUUUUAAUAUAGUUGUGGUCAGUUAGAAAAAUAUGAGAAGCUUAAUGGUGUUUCCCUCUCACUUAGGGUGAAAUAGUUAAGAAAUAUACCCAGCUGAAUCCAAAAACUUACGAGGACAGAAUAGCGUUGAUCCUCAAGAUGUGUGUAGAGGUUGCCUCAGAAGCAGUAAAUCUGAACUGCAGAAUUCUGGGUGUGGGUAAGUUUUUAACAAACAUUUAAUUUUUUUUUACUUCACUAAAGGAGAACAUUAAAUCAAAGUGCUAUAUAUUUCAAAGAUAAUUACUAUAUUUAUUGAUUUAGAACAUUUUGCUGAACAGAGUUCCCUGGGUGGGUUACACAAUGCUGGAUCUGCUGUACAAUUUAAACUGACUUACUACAGAAAACAGUUAAAGGCAGAUCUGUUUGUAAUUAUAAACUGCAAAAUGCAUUACUAUGUUAUAUUAAUGCUUAUAUAUAGUUCUGUAAUUCUGCACCUUGUGCUUUUCAUAACAAGUUGCUAAAUUCUGCAAAAGUAAUUUGCAUUUGCACAUACAGAUUUGAGCAUAUUCUUUCCCUUUGAGACUAAAGGGAAAAAAGGCACUGAUUGCAGUACUAAAGGUUGGGGUGACAUAGAAGACACAGCCCUAAUCAGCCUUUAAAUCCUUUGCAGCUUCUGGGAUCCCUUUUACUUUUAUAUCAAUGAGAUGUGUGAUAGACAAGGAACAAUGAAGGACAAGUCAAAAUCUGAAGCCAGCUAGUGCUGUUGAUGCAUCUCCUUUAAAGUUUGAAGAAAAUGAGUGACAGUUUGUAGCUUGCUUAGGGGGAUUACUGAUGACUGCCUAUUUUUAUUUGAAAAUCUGAAAGGUGUUUCUGAAUGGCAAGAUUUUUAUUUUAUUUUUGUAUAUUAUAAACACCGGAUUUAGAUGCUCUCCUUUCUGGUUCUUUGUGGCUCAGGUAUUUCUACUGGUGGACGAGUAAAUCCCCGAGAAGGCGUUGUUCUUCAUUCCACAAAACUUAUUCAGGAGUGGAAUACGGUUGAUCUGCGGACUCCGAUAUCGGAUGUGCUUCACUUGCCAGUGUGGGUAGACAAUGACGGUAACUGUGCAGCUUUGGCAGAGAGAAAAUUUGGGCAAGGAAAAGGAGUGGAAAACUUCGUAACCCUCAUCACUGGUACAGGUAUCUAUCUAUGUGCUUCGGCCAAAAUCCAACGUAGAGCUAAACCACUGAAAUCCUGCAUUUUAAACACAUUUAAAUAUUGUGUUGGAUCAUAAUUGCUGACUCAAAGCAGUAGUUAUUUUUUUUUAAAUGAAUUAUGUGCCAGUGGUUGCCGUUUGAACCUGACUGUUCGCUAUGACAUUUAAUUUCCCUUAACCUAUAGGAAGCAUGUGGCCAUUUUGGGUAGUAGCAGCUCAAAUAGCAAGCUUCUCCUCAUUGAUUAUGGCACUCAUAGAAGAGCAUGUAUGAGACAAAUCAAACUUGCUAAUUCUCAGAUACAAGUUCAAGAAGGAAUUGCUGCAAAAUGGAGUGGGGGGCCCUUACACAAGCAUCCCCUGUGCACCAUUUAGUGCAGGGGUAGGCAACCUAAGGCCCGUGGGCUGGAUGCGGCCCAAUGGCUUUCUCAAUCCGGCCAGUGGAUGGUCCAGGAAUCAGCGUGUUUUUACAUGAGUAGAAUGUGUGCUUUUAUUUAAAAUGAAUCUCUGAAUUCGUUCAUAUAUUUUUUUCAAAAUAUAGUCCGGCCCACCACAUGGUCUGAGGGACAGUGGACUAGCCCACGGCUAAAAAAGGUUGCUGACCCCUGGUUUAGUGCUAUUCAUUGAGGUCCUCUGACCCUUUGGAUAGAUUUUCCUGGAGUACAAGGAGGAGGAGAUGGAAAUGCCCCUUCCAUACUUCCUUCUGCUCACAGUUAUACCCAAGCCGUAAUGUUGUUUAACCACUUUGGGAUGUGUUAACUGAGAUUGAAAUACUGCAUAUAAUUGAAAAAAUAAAUAAAUAGGUCUGGAAAAUAUAUCAAAAUGGAAUGGAGAUUUACAAAUUCUAGUAGCAGAAGGUGCCUGGCAUUUAUUUUCUAGAAUUUUGUUGUUUUCUAUCGCAUGAAUUAGAAAGGGAAAAAAAGUUUUAACGUGGCAACACACAUGUGUUUUCGUGUCUUAUAGGUAUUGGCGGUGGAAUCAUUCAUCAGAAUGAAUUAAUCCAUGGAAGUUCUUUUUGUGCUGCUGAGCUUGGGCACAUUGUAGUCUCUUUAGAUGGACCCGAGUGCCUGUGUGGGAGCCAUGGAUGUAUCGAAGCGUAUGCUUCUGGAAUAGCCUUGCAGAGAGAAGCUAAGAAGUUGCACGACGGUAGGUGGAACCUAUUCCUCUUUUUUUUGUUAACCACAUUAUGUGCAUAUUGCAAGCAAUCUAAAAGGAAAAAAGUUCAUAUACAGAACGUUCAUUUAAAUAAUUACAUUGUCAGAAUACUAAAUAUAGUUUUGGUAGCAGCAUUUUCAAGGGCAAUUUUACUUUGCUGUCAGUAGCCAAGCCAGUAUAACUUACUUGCAAAGCAAGUCCACAUCUGAACUAUGCACACAUGUUGCAUAGGCAUUCUCAACAGAAAGCCAGGUGUUUUACAAGACUGCUCAAAGUAGCCCAGUAUGACUGAAUAUAAGGCAAUUUCCUCCGGCCAUAUACAUGUGAAUACCUUUGUUUGGUGAAAUGCCGCUUUUUAUGUCUUCUCAGCUGCCUCAUUCUCAUGAUGAAACUUUGGCAGUAGCUACUUUAAGACCUCACAGCAGCUUUGUUUUAUUUUAAUGUUGAUAAAUUACUUAAAUCAUACCACUUUACAUUGAUAAAGAAUUAUCAGCUCCACUGGUUCUAGUCACCAGAUAGUAGCUCUUCUGUUAAUAGGGAGCAGAAAAAGAGAGGGGCCGGAAUUCAAAAAGCACCCCACUGAUAAUGAGUAGCGUAGUAUUUGAAUACUGAGUGGCAUAAUAUCUGUGUGACUGGUGGGGCAGCCACAGCAAUAACCUCCAGGCAGUGGCAUAACUGCUACUUGGGGAAAGAGGCAGAGGUAAGGUUGGGACUGCACCUGCAUAUUCAGUCUGGUGCUCCUACUGUUCCACCUGCACAUGCCUGACCUCACCGUUUUGCCUCUCCUGGUAAGUGCUAGUAAUGCCCCUUUGUAGCUCUGCUCCACCAAACCCCACCCCGCCCAUGGUCUGACGAUAGUUUAAGCAAUAAUACUAUGUUGAAUCAUGAAUGCUCAAGCAACCCAGUGGGGUAUUUUCUACAGAGUAGUUUCAUAUCCUCAGAGAGCUACAACAAGGGGCUUGUACUUAAUUGCUCACAUCAGGAUCUGUACAGUGGUACCUCGGGUUACAGACGCUUCAGGUUACAGACGCUUCAGGUUACAGACGCUUCAGGUUAUAGACUCCGCUAACCCAGAAAUAGUACCUCUGGUUAAGAACUUUGCUUCAGGAUGAGAACAAAAAUUGUGCGGUGGCGGCGUGGCAGCAGCGGGAGUCCCCAUUAGCUAAAGUGAUACCUCAGGUUAAGAACAGUUUCAGGUUAAGAAUGGACCUCCAGAACGCAUUAAGUUGUUAACCAGAGGUACCAUGGUAUUUCGUUGGCUUCUUAUGGUUGGUGAAAUGUAACAAACCACUAGCCUGUUUAUGGUAGUGCUUGAAUUGUAACGCCUUGUUCUCUUCCCUUUUCUCUCCCCCCCCCUUUUUUUUUGUUCAAGCAGAGGAUUUAUUAUUAAUUGGGGGGAUGUCUGUAAUGAAGGAAGAAGUAGUAACGGCUGCACAUCUCAUUCAGGCAGCCAAACUAGGAAAUACAAAAGCUGACCAUAUUGUCAAAACAGGUAAGAAUGCAAACAUGGAGCAGAAAUCUUUGUUAGAAUCCUGGCUAGGGAUAAAGAUGUGGUGUGGUGAGACUGUGGAAUAUUUGCUGUCUGAAAAACUGGUUCUGUUUGCAGGCAACGCAUGGACGUUUUGCAGAUAGCUGUCUGACAUAACCUGAAUUGAGGCCCUUGUCACUUCAGCUGUGUCCUGUUCUUCUCUUCUUUGCUGGGUGUUCUAAGCAUCAGUCCAACCCACAAUUUAAGAAACUAUAUAUGAUCCUAAACAGAAUAAUACCUAUCGGGGAAUGUUGCUUUCUGGGACAUUCUGGCAUUUCUAUUCCCGUGCUAAAUUGGAGUGCAAUAUUAUUUUGUGAAUCUUGUGUUAGCUGUCUUGAGAUCUUCUCUCGGAUGUAAGCCUUCAAAAUAAAUAAGUACUGUGUACACAUUAAAUAAAUGAAAUUUGUCACAUGAUACCAGAACCUUUUUAAAAUUAGUUUUAAUGACUCUUGAUAUUAAGCUGCCCUUAAAUAAAAGCAGGCAGUAGCUUUAUUUUUGACAUUUGAAAGUGGUGUAAGCGAGACAUGGUGUUGCACACUCACCCCCACUAUUACCUCUAAUAAACAUGUUUCAUGGUGUGUUAAGAACCUUGCAAAAUCUCUUUGUAUAUGACAGUGAAGCAAAAGAACUGUAGAUAUAGACCAAGGGCAAGACUACUUCUGUGGAAGCAUUUUCAACUUUAAAAAGUUGCCUCUUGACCAUUGCCAUAUUCAUACUUCUGUUUCUUCUUUUCACAGCAGGGAAAGCUCUGGGCCUUGGAGUUGUGAACAUCCUGCACACUAUUAACCCCUCCCUUGUGAUACUUUCUGGCAUCCUUGCAAGCCAUUAUAUCAACACUGUCAAGGAUGUGAUUCAUCAACAGGCCUUGUUCUCUGUGCAGAAUGUCAAGGUGGUCGUCUCAGAGCUGUCGGAUCCUGCUUUGCUUGGAGCUGCUAGUAUGGUUCUGGACUAUACAACACGCAGGAUAUACUAGGCAAACCAUUGGAAACAUAUUACUGCAGUUUAUAGCAGCUCUCUGAAAAGAGAAGUUUCUUACUUGAGUCAACUUUCUUUUGUUAAGUAGGCUAGUAGGGUCUUCAAAUCUAUAUCUUACUUUUUUAAUGUGCUGUUUCAUUGGGUGCUGGAAGAAUACAGGAUCCUGGGAAGAUUGCUCACAGGGAGACUUUCUCACAACUAAAUAAUUCCUGGGGAUGUCUGAAUGCCAGACAUCUAAAAAUAAAAAUGAGAGAUGUGAAUUCCCUUACUACUUCCUACCCAUGGAUUUUCCAGCUACAUGAGCCAAGAUGUAGUCAUCUCAGUAACCAGAAACUGGAAUAGUCAUUAAAGAAAGAAACCUUCCAUAUGAAUGUUUGCAAGGGUUCCUGCCUCUGCAGAGGCUAAAUGAGCAGCUAUAAUCUUGAUGAGAGACUUCAACAAUUGUAAUGCUAGACUAUCCAGCAGUAUGCAGUGAUCAUCCAUGUAUUUAUUUGUUAAAUUAAUGUUGAAAAACCUAGUUUAGAAGAAGAGCCCAAUGAUAUAUGAUGCACUUACAAGUACAGCUUCCAAGAGCCUAGACAACAUGCUAGGAUGAAGAAGAAAGUGAUUAUCUUUGUCACAUCCGCCUGUAGUGGCGUUUUAUCCUCUAAUGUGGAGGUUAAAGACACUUCCUGGUCUUUUGUUGCAGCUUCAUGUUUAGAGGACUGUGCAGUUAACCUCAGUAGUCUUUUGUGUUACGUGCUUUCUUUGCUUAUCCAUGCUGGUGGCUAGACAACUGGUUGGAGAAAAGAAUCUUGUCUGAUGUGUGUGCGUUUAUCAUUCAACACUUGCUUUGUCUUCAUUGUCUGGAUAAAUUCCACACUUAAACUGACCUUCAAAGAUGUCACAGCAGCCCAAGCACUAAUCUAUUUAUGUGCCUAUUUUCUAUAGGUAGAUUUUUGUUAGGCUACCUUAGAAUGCUCCUAAGAAUAGCCUCAGCUAUAUGUUGCCCCUUGAGGCUGCAAGUCUAAGCAGGCUUACUCAGAAGCAAGAACUGGUUCUUUAUACUGCACUACAGGCAUUGUAAUGUUUGUUCGAAGAUGCAGUUCUCUCCAAACCAGCUGUAUGUGCUGAUUUGGUUUGGUCCAAAAUGUACUGCAGGGUCAGGGUCUUUUUAAUGGUUUGAAAGUCCUUAUUUUGAAAAUGGUGAUCUGUUGCUAAAUACGACCCUCUGUGCUUCUUUGUCUGGCCCUUGCAAUUCUCCUUGGGCCACACCCUUCACCAGCCCUACUUUUCAUGCCAAGUAGUUUUUGCUGGCUGGGAUGUGUCUUUAAACUCUGGUAAUGCCUCUUCCCUGCCUGGAGGGAGAAUAGAAAGGGGUGGGUAUAGAAAUUGGCCUACUGCGCAAAGGUAAAUUUUACUUUCAUUGCUCUGCCCACUUUGGGUUCUGCCCUCAGCCCGUCCCACUAUCCAGGCAACAUCACAGUUCAAGCCAAGGUUUGGAGUAAUGCUGGUGAAAAGUGUGGUGUGGGGCCCAGAAAGCAGUCCUCAGAUGUUCUCCUGCCUUGGCCUGUGUCCAUUUUGUAACUCGGAGAGUAUUUAAUUAGAUCAAGUGAAGGGCUCUCCUCCUUUUCCUAAUUAAUCCCCCCACCUCCCGCAGGAACAUAUUUAGCUUUAAAAUGGUCACAAUCCUUAAAACUGUAUAGCUUCCUGGAUUGGUGGGGGAGAGAGAAUUGGGUUGUGGGGCAAGUGCAUACGCCUCAGUUCUCAUUCUUUCAGCCUCAGUUUAUCCUAAAAGGUAGUGUGUGUAUUCUUAUUUAAAGAGUAAUAGUCACCUCUCCUUCAGGUUCAUGUAAGCUGCUAGUAGAGACUUGAUCACACCAAUUUUGCUGUCCUUCAAAUGAUGUUGCCCUACAUUCCGUGUCUUCUGGAGGGCAGUAAGCAUGCUCAUUCCUCUGGCUUUUUUUAAUUGUACAAACUGAUCAUUUUUUCUGCGUAUCUCAAAUCUUGCCAAAUAUACAGAAACUGCUACCUUGUAUGUGGUUAGCCACUGUGGCCUACCUCAUAUGUUUUGCUGCAUGGGACCACAAAAGUCCAGUAUUGGAUGGAACAAGGAGGAGCUCAAAAUGUAGUGUAGCUCUGACUUGCUUCCAAAUUAUUAAGUACAGGAACACUGAAGUUUGAUACUGGGAGGAGUGGUAGUAAUGACCAUGUAAUAUGUAAAUGGAUUGCUGUGUUGUCAGUUUACCUCUGAUUUGUCUUCUGUACACAUUGGUGUGACUUGCAGAAUUUUCUUGACUUGACUGAUAAGCAGAUUUGAGGGCCUUUGGUACUCGCCAGCAGAAGCAGAGUUGGCUCAUGCUGCAAUUUUCAGUGCAUGGCGGUAUGCUUCACUGUCACACUUUAGCCAGCAAGCAAAGGAAGGAAGAAAGGAUGGAUGGAUGGAUUGCAAGGGGUGGGGUGGAACAAAAAUACUAUGUACCCAUCUUCAUUGAGGUGUGUAUCCUGUAACACUGGCUGCAUCAAACGUAUAUUGCUCAGUUUUCUGAUUUAUUUUUUUAAAACCAUUGUCACCCCAGUUAAUAGAACUAUGGUUGUUGAAUGUGGGCUAUGUGUCUCUCAGAUGAAAUGUCAGAUCAUCAUCAGGUCACUUUAUGUGUGGAGGGAGGGAAUGCCUAUAUUGAAAGACCCCAGAGCCAGUAACUGCUUAUGCUCUGCUCUUGCUGGAUAAGGAUAAACUGGAGUCCUCCCUUAGACAGUCUUAGAAAAAUAUCAAAUAUGUGACACAUACAAGGCCUGAAUUACAGCGGAGUAGCAAAGACAAAUGCACUCACCAACAGAGGGCAAUACUGCACUGUUGUAUUGUUUUAAUUGCUGCUCCUAUAUAAAUGGUACUCCUGUUUAUAUUCAAAUACCUUCAGUAGCUUCCUAUUUAAGACUGCUCUGAAUUGUUAUCACCCCCCCAUACCACAAUGAAACUUGAGAAUCAGUUUCCCUAAAUGCUGUUCAGUUUGAUGGAGGAUAAUAUGAACUUGGGGGAGGGAUUCCGUUCUCAAAUCAAAAUUAGUGUGAGCAUGUUAGCAAUGGCUUGUUGUCCACUUUUAACUAUUUCGUAGUCAGUGUUAGAAAUUAGCCAGGUACUUUUUGCGACUGGCACAGGUUCAAUAGUGACCACAUGGAGAUCUCUGGAUGACAGGCUGGUGACUGACAUCUUCACCUGGCUUGGCCCCUCCAGCUUUCUUAAGCACGCAAGCAGAAGAGCUUAUUUACUGCCUUUCCACCCCACCUUUUUCUCUAGGAGUACACGGUUCACCCCAUCCUCAGUUAAUCCCUACAGUGACCCUGUGAGGUAAGUGAAGAGGCUGUGACUUGCCCAAGGUCACUCGGUGGGCUUCAGGGUUCAAAUCCCCACUCAGUCUUGAUCGCCCAGGUCCAAGUCCGAUACUCUAACCACUACACCACACUGGCUUCCUAGAAUACUUCUGCUAUGGGGCAGCCACUUAAAUUAAGUACAUAAAUAUGGAGAAAGGAAAAUGUCAGUUAGAGAAGGAUCUGAAAUCUUGUCCUUGAAGCUUGAAUUUGUUUUAUACUGGAUUGUUUUUAUUUGGUGCUUUAAUGUUUGUUUCUUUAAUUCAGAAUAAUAAUCCACACUGUUGGGGGUGGGGAUGACACCUAGACAUACCGUUGUGGCUGUAACAGCCACAUAAUAAUUCUUUCCAGGAAACAGUGAAGGCAUACCGCAUUGAGUAGGCUUUGGGAUGAGGGGGAACUCUGAUGGAAUGAAUUUAUGAGCUGCUUGAAACUGCUGCUUUUAUUAACUAUAUUGAGAUAAUUAUUUUUGAAUUUGUGUUUGGGGUCUGUAAAUGUCUUUUAGUAUGUUAUAAACUACCCUAUUGCCUUCUGACAAAGGACAGUAGAUCUCUUAAUAAGCUGAAUACCAACCAUGUUGCUUUUAGGGGUGAAUCAUGCCCCUUCCUGUUAAAAAAAUACAUUUGUUGCUUGACUCCUUAUGAAGUAAUCACCUUUGUCUGAUUCAAUGGCGUGCAUAAAUGGUUAUACCAGAGAAAGAUGCUUAAGUGAUGAGUGCAGAACAUUAAAUCAGUAGAGAAUUACUGUAUCAGAUUUCAUUGCCAUUUUGUAUUGCAAUAUUUUUUUGUAGCCACAAAGACUUGAGGAUGUGAACAUUGUCCUCAUUAUAGAAACCUAGUUUGCCUCUUAAAAUUAAUUUUGUACCAUUUUACUCUUUGGCCUACCAAUUUCAUUGAAAGACAAGGUUUACGUAGGUUAUGUGUUAUGUUGAACACUGAAGGUUUAAAUAAAAAUGAAAGCUAUUAAAUAUGUCCCAA